Molecule: messenger RNA, 1065 nt
Organism: Lampris incognitus (smalleye Pacific opah)
Lineage: Eukaryota; Metazoa; Chordata; Actinopteri; Lampriformes; Lampridae
Product: coiled-coil domain-containing protein 89
Exons: 7
Coding region: 1-1065 (354 amino acids)
Source: RefSeq, a predicted model, not a curated record
AUGGCAUCGCCAAAAAGACAUUCAACAGACGUAAUGAAGAGGGUGAGAACCGGCGCUGGUGACAUGAACUGCGUCCGGGGGUCACUGGAGGACCUGAGAUGUCUCACUCAGGAGGAGAACGCAGAGACUGGCACGCUGCAGUCGAGGAUAGAGGAGCAGUCCAGUUUAAUCUGUUUACUGAAGCAAAGGGCGGACGAGAGGCUUCUGCGUUGUCAAGCACUGCAGAAAACGAAGACAGAGUUGGAAGGCCUGGCAGCAGAGAGACAAAGAGAUCUGGACCUCGAAAGAAAGAAGUCGAAGAUGUUCGAGCAGAGGUUUAACGAGCUGGCAACGAACCAUCAAGAUAUGAUUGCUUUCAAGGACGAUUACAAAAGACAGAACGUGCAGCUCAGGCAGCAAAAUCAACAGUUGCAGUCAGAAAACGAGUCCCUCUGUUCUCAGAAAUUACAAGAGAAAGAGGCGCUGGUACAUCGACUUACAGAAGAAGUCAAGCUUCUCAAAGAAAAACUGAAAAAUACAGAAAAUGAACAUCAGGAGAGAAUCGCUGUGCUGAGGUCAAAGGUCAAAGAGCAAACAACCCAGCGUGAGGUCAAGGAGGCAUCCCUACUCGGGGAGUUGCAUGACACUCAGCGACUGUUAAAGGAUGCUGCAGGAAGGUGUAAAGGUCUGAAGCUCCAGCUACAGAAAGCAGGAGAGGAUCGAGAUUUGAAGGAGCUCAAGGUGAAGGAAGACGCCACAAAUCUGACAAAAGACAGGGACAAAUUCCUGAAUCUAUCAAUAGAGAGAGGGAAAAUAAUACAGGAGAAACAGGAGGAGAUGGAACGGUUGGAGACCAAGUGGAAAGCGGAGAGGAAAGCCAGGACCAGAGCAGAAGACAGGUUUGAGGAGGAGGCAGCAGCUGUGAAGGUAAACCUGAAAGUGGGAGAUCUGCAGCGUGCUCUUGCUGAAUCCAUUGCGAAAUACAAGAAGCUGGAAAAGGAUUUCGAGGCCUAUAAAGAGCACAGCACCAACCUCCUUACACAAGAAAAGGAGUUAAACGCCCGGCUUCGUCACAUGACCGGCUGA